Messenger RNA from Musca vetustissima, 2994 nucleotides. It is a transcript of the gene Vps50, whose product is annotated as syndetin. The transcript is spliced from 11 exons. Gene Ontology annotation, cellular component: EARP complex. Gene Ontology annotation, biological process: endocytic recycling; retrograde transport, endosome to Golgi. The record is from RefSeq and is a predicted model, not a curated record. Gene Ontology annotation, molecular function: SNARE binding. NCBI's taxonomy places the organism in Eukaryota, Metazoa, Arthropoda, Insecta, Diptera, Muscidae. The annotation marks the transcript as partial.
AUUGAAGAUAUUGGCGACAAAAUGGAUGGGAUUAAAGGGAAAUUUAUGGACUUAUUGCACAAACAGGCAAAUCGACAAAUGAUACCAGCUAUGGGAUUUUCCGACUAUUUUAUACAAAAUGUCACAGAGACCAGUAAAACAGAUGCGAAUUCCACAAAGAAAAGAAAGUCCACUUUGAAAGAUGUGGAUGGUGCUGCGGCACUGGCGGAUGAAUGUGAUGCAACGGAGGCCUGCAGUAGUUCCCAGAAAUCGGAUCAAGAAAUAUUGGAGAGUAUAACAGAUAUAUACUUUCAGCCAGACAGUAAUGCAGAAAUGUACGAAUUGCAGAAAGUCUUAGCCAAUGGCGUCGAUUAUGAUCUAAUUGAAACCACAAUGCUCCAGUUGCGUACCCAACACAAAGUAUUAUCCAAACAAGUAUUACAAAAUAUUUUGGAACAACGAAGUGCCUGCAACGUCGAAUUCACCGCCAUCAAUGAAAUACAAAAAGAGCUGGAAGAAUCGUUGUGGACAUGUCGCAAGGCUCGUUCGUACUUAAAUUAUGCCAAACAAAAUCUAACCACCACUAGUCUGGAAAUAUUGGCUUCCUAUCGUAAACGUGAGAUACUUAAAGAGCUGUUGAAUACCCUGCAGGCCAUUAAGAAAUUGAAAUCAACCGAUGUGGAAGUUCAAAAACUUCUAUCCGAUUGUAAUUAUUCCGGUGCAAUAUCAUUGUUACUUAGUUGUAAAGAUUCCGCCGAUGAAUUUAUGCAAUAUAAUUGCGUUCAAUCGUUGAAUAAGAAACUGCAAGAAACUCUAUUAUUAACCGAAUUUCAAUUGGACACAGUUUUGAAUGAGAUGAUAUUGAAUUUUGAUAUGCGUAAAUAUUCUAAACUCCAGGAAGCAUAUAAGCUAUUAAAUAAAUCGCUAAUUGCAAUGGAUCAGCUCCACAUUAACUUCAUAUCGGCAAUACAUUCCUCAGUGAACUCAGUACUUCGCGGCUAUAAUGAUCCGAAUAUUGAUGACAAUUUCAAAUUACUCUACGAACAGUUGUGCGAACAAGUUGAAGCCGACAAAUAUAUAUCAUGUUUAAUAAGUUUGUGUAAAACCGUGUGGACCAUCUUAUCAUCCUACUAUCAAAUUGUUAUAUGGCAUCAAAACUAUAAAUUAUAUCCAUUGGAUAUGCCCGAAUCGCCCGAUAAUUAUAUACAGGAAAAAUUGAAAAAAGGACAAUCACGUAUAUGGAAUGAUAUUCUGACGAAAAUUUGUAUAUUUUUACAAAGUUCCAAGCUGCGUACCCUUAAAUAUGAUCAAUUUAUACAAGUGUUAAGUAUUAUACAGAGACUCAAGAAGGUGGGUCAGGAGUUUUGUGGUGAAAAUUCGGAGAAAUUAAUUGAAACAAUGCAGCUACAAAGUGAGGAGUUCUUCCAGCGUUAUCAUGUUUGUUGUUUGGAAGAGAUAUGUCUCUUUUUGGAUAAUGAAUCAUGGACUGUGGUGGAUUCAUUUGCCAAUAUUCUACAAUUGCCGGAAUUUCGUUCCAUACGUCAUUCAUUGAGACGCCACAAAACCCCACCAGCCCUAAUGGUGACCAACAACAACACAUUGUCUGUUAACAAUUCACCCACUAGCAAUAAUAAUUGUGAUGAACUGGUGUCGGUACACUCGCAAGACGGUGGUAGUUCCAUUUACGGUUCCUAUGGCUAUUUUUUACGUUUCAGUGAGAAAAGUUCUCCAUUUGAUGGUGGCCUAGAUGUGGCCAUGUUGGAAGAAGAUAUUCUCUCGGGUAUUGUCGACGAGGCCUCAUGCUAUUUCAGUGAAGAGGACAGCGAUGAUGAACAUAAAAGUCUACAGAGUAAAGACUAUUGUGAUGAUCCCUCAAGCCAACAAUUGAUUGUAAAUAAUACCACACUGAAUGUUUUUCGUUGUAUUGGCCGUUAUUUACAAAUGUGCAAGCUACUACAUUGUAUUUCACCGAAAAUCGUUUCAAGUAUGUUGGAGCUAAUUGAUUUUUAUGCCUAUGCUGUACAUGAGAUUUUUGCUAAAGAUUCGCCCGUACAAAUGGAGACAUUGUAUCCUGCGAAAUUGGAACAAAAAUUGGAAUUUGUUAGUCAAAAAGUUGUGCCAAACAUUAAGAUAUGGCCCUUGAAUUUUUCUUCCUUGAUCAACAAUGAAUUGGCAAAUCCGGACACAUUGUAUGGUCUCUCCCAGCGUAUUGUGGCGAUGGAAAGUGGCCACUGUAUGACCCAGCAAUUUCAAAUUCUGCAAAGUUAUCUUAACCAUUUGCUGCCACUGACCGAUAGGCCAAUGCUAAGUGCAUAUUUUGAUUAUAUACGUUUCAUGAAUGAUUUGGCCAAGCCUGUCUAUACAUGUGUUACCUCGCGGGUCUUCGAUCUACCAGCUAUAUUGGCCAUGAUGGCAAAAGUGAAAUGGGAUGUCAAUCAUGUUAGUUUUCAACAUAAUGGUUAUAUUGAUAUUAUGAAUAGGAAUAUACAAAAUUUUGCAAUGCGCCUGGAGGAAAUUGCUAAGGAUAUUACCAUACCCAGUGAACAGGUGUGGAAUUCGGUGGCCCAUGUGGCCACUCAUUUAUUGGUUGAGGGUUUCUCCAAUGUGAAAAAAUGUUCGGCCGGUGGUCGUGCCCUUAUGCAAUUGGAUUUCACGAACUUCAUGUCCAUUCUUGAAUUGAUUUCAAAUCAAAAAUUCCCUGAACAUCGCCAAUAUGUUGAUUUGUACAUAAAGGCCUAUUAUUUUGCCAAUGAACAAUUUGAAGAAUGGAUUUUGGAACAGAAACAGCUGGAACCAGCACAAUAUUCCACAAAACAGCUAAUGAAUCUCAUACAGUGUGUAUGUGUAAGUGAUAAGAAAGUGAGACAAAAACUACUUAAUCUUUUGGGUAAUGGUGGUGCUGGUACAACAAACGGUGGCUCCAACUUAAAUAUAAGUUUAUCAAGUCUUACAAUUUCUACGGCAAAUGCCGCCACCGCCGCCGCUUCCACAACAUCAUCGCCAUCAGCAUCAUAA